GCCACCGGCAGUGAGUGGUGGCAGAGGCGCGCCGAGCGUCCGCACUGACGCGGCGCCGCAGCUGGCCUCCUCGUCGCGGCCACGAUCCUCACGCUGCUCAGUGAGUUGGGCAGGUGCGCGCGCUGCGCCAGACGCUCACGCGCCGCAGCCCUGUGGACAUACAUGCGCAUCUUCUUGACGCCGCCGGGCUUCGUGCGCGACCACGUUGGCGUCUCCGACACGCCCGACCCGGCCGCCGAUGAGUACUACUAUUCGGCGCCCUGGGCACCCGCCGGCGCGCUGCACUUUGGCCAGGGGCAGGCGCCAGCAAGCGAUGCAGCGCCGAGCGCGCCGCCGGAGCAGAGCGCUGCCGACACGACGGCAAGGGCGCCGCCUGCAGAGCAGAGCGUCACAGAGGCCGCCACAGAGGCCGCAGCGCCGACGACCGUGCCGGUGCCGCAGGAGGUGCCCGACGCGCCCGAGGCCCCUGCGCUGCCGGCGCUCGUCGGUCCGCUGGGCGCGGCCGCGCUGCAGCCGUCGGCGCCCGUCGUCGCCAUGGCAGCGCCGCAUCCCGCGAACGGCAGCGAGGUGCCGCCGUGGAGCGGCCUCAUCCCGCGCCCCUCGCGCAUGCCGGCGGCCAAGCCGGUCCUCGCGCCGGCGCACCGCUACUGCCACCGCUGCAUGCGUGUACGCCCGCCGCGCGCCCACCACUGCCGCCGCUGCGGCACGUGUGUCAUGCGCAUGGACCACCACUGCCCCUGGAUCGGCGGUUGCGUCGGGGCGCAGAACCACAAAUUCUACUACAAUUUUGUCUUCUGGGUGACGGGCCUCGAGCUCUUUACGAUGAUCUCGUCUGCCGUGCUGUUUGCUCGCGGCGUGCGCGGCGCGGCGCCCUACGACGCCUGGCGGACCGACGGCUUUGUGAUCAGCCUCUUUGCCAUCACGGCCAUCUUCACGCUCUUCACCCUCUCGCUGCUGCUCACGCACACGUACCUGCUGCACCUCAAUCUCACGACGCUCGAGCACAUGGCGGUAGAGCGCUCGGCGGGUGCCGAGCGUGCCGCGAUGGACGGCUACUUCUCGAGCGCGGGCGCCGCGGGCGCGGGCAUGCACCUGCGCGAGCGCCGCGCGCUGCGCCGCGAGUGGGACGCCAAGUGGGGCGCGCCGAAACGGCAGGGCAACCUGUGGUGGAUCGACCGGCGCGCCGCGCCCGCUGACGGGCCGACGAGCAACUGGCGCAGCGUGAUGGGCGAGAGCGUGCUGGGCUGGAUCUUGCCCGUCGGCCAGGCGCCGCUCGACGGCACCUGGUUCCCGACGAAUCCGCGCCACUCACGCCUGGGCGUGCUGCGGCCACGCGAGAUGUGGCCGGCCGAGCUGCGCGACCGCUGAGCGAGCCGGAUGCCAGUCCCGCGCUCGCAGAUACCCAUGGGCAUGCGUAUGCCCCGGAAGUCACCAUUUACUCAUGUUAUUGCUCUGAGCUG
Molecule: messenger RNA, 1460 nt
Organism: Tilletiopsis washingtonensis
Lineage: Eukaryota; Fungi; Basidiomycota; Exobasidiomycetes; Entylomatales
Product: zf-DHHC-domain-containing protein
Exons: 5
Coding region: 163-1368 (401 amino acids)
Biological process (GO): protein targeting to membrane; peptidyl-L-cysteine S-palmitoylation
Cellular component (GO): endoplasmic reticulum; Golgi apparatus
Molecular function (GO): protein-cysteine S-palmitoyltransferase activity
Source: RefSeq, a predicted model, not a curated record